AUGAGCAAAGGCUACACGCACGCACAGACGCCACAGCUCCCGGAUGCUGUGGCUCGCUCAUCUGGGCUUCUGCAGCGCCAGGAGCCCCUCCGGGAUGCUGCGAGGGGCUCUCGGUGGGUGGUGGUGGUGGUACGAAAGGCUGCGGCCGCCGCCGCCAGUUCUACCGCUGCUGUUGUUGCUGCUGCAGUCACGUGGGAGGCCCUUUAA
Molecule: messenger RNA, 207 nt
Organism: Rangifer tarandus platyrhynchus (Svalbard reindeer)
Lineage: Eukaryota; Metazoa; Chordata; Mammalia; Artiodactyla; Cervidae
Source: the annotation of a GenBank genome assembly